Molecule: messenger RNA, 2064 nt
Organism: Hibiscus syriacus
Lineage: Eukaryota; Viridiplantae; Streptophyta; Magnoliopsida; Malvales; Malvaceae
Exons: 3
Coding region: 132-1889 (585 amino acids)
Molecular function (GO): protein binding
Source: RefSeq, a predicted model, not a curated record
CGCAGAGAUUCUUCCUUCUCAUUUAUUUGGGGACGUGAAGAAAAGGUCCAAGCUUCGAGAGGAAGAGAGAGGUUAUGGUCGAUUGAUUCUGAUACUUCCUCAACAAGCGUUACUGCAAAGAAAAGGCAAGCAUGGCUGUUUCUCCAUGUUCCAGCGGCACCGUUCAGAAGAAACACUGGUGGAUUACCAAUAGAAAGCUUGUAGAUAAGUACAUUAAGGAUGCCAGGUGCCUUAUCUCUACGCAAGAACCAAACGACAUCGCUUCGGCCCUCGUUCUUCUUGAUGCAGCGUUGGCUCUCUCGCCUCGUUCCGAGAUCGCUCUGGAACUCAAAGCGAGAUCUCUGCUCUGUCUGAGACGAUUCUGGGACGUUGCUGACAUGCUUCAAGAUUUUAUUCCCAGUCUCAACAUGUCGAGUGAGGACUCGGGCUCGAUUUACUCGGAUAACUCGUCUCAGAUGUUUUCAAGGGAGCGAGUCAAGCUUCUCGCUUCUAGUAACUCGUCCUCUGACUCACCGGGUCGUGACUCAUCUUUCAAGUGUUUCCCUGUCUCGGACUUGAAGAAGAAGGUCAUGGCUGGGUUGCGUAAAAAUUGCGAGAAAGAAGGGAACUGGAGGUACUUGAUUCUCGGCCAAGCAUGUUGCCAUCUAGGCUUAAUGGAGGACGCCAUGAUUCUGCUACAAACCGGCAAACGCCUAGCCUCAGCCGCGUUCCGCCGCGAAAGCAUUUGCUGGUCCGAUGACAAUUUCUCCUUCCCCGCCAUUAUCACUACAGCCGAUGUCUCCUCUACUGCAACGCCACCACCACGCAAUGCCACCUCUGUCUCCCAGUCCGAAAACAUUUCCAGCCUUCUAUCCCACAUCAAGCUCCUCGUCCGCCGUCGAACUGCCGCCAUCGCCUCCUUGGAUGCCGGUCUAUACUCCGAAGCCAUUCGCCAUUUCUCUAAAAUUGUCGAUGGUCGCCGCCAUGCCCCUCAGGGGUUCCUUGCAGAAUGUUACAUGAAUCGAGCCACGGCCUACAAGGCCUCGGGUCGCAUAGCGGAUUCAAUUUCGGAUUGUAACAAGACCCUUGCUCUGGACCCUACUUCCAUUCAAGCACUUGAAACCAGGGCCUCACUUUUGGAAACCAUAAGGUGUUUGCCCGACUGUUUACACGACCUUGAACACUUGAAAAUCCUUUACAAUUCCAUACUGCGAGAUAGGAAGCUUCCAGGUCCUGCCUUGAAACGUCGCGACGUAAGUUACAGGGAGAUUCCGGGGAAGCUUUGCGCAUUAACGGCUAAAAUUCAACGGUUGAAGCAAAGGGUUGCUUCUGGUGAGACUGCAAAUGUUGAUUACUAUGCACUGAUUGGUUUGAAGCGUGGAUGCUCAAGGUCUGAAUUAGAGAGGGCACAUUUGCUGCUAUGUUUAAGGCACAAGCAGGAUAAAGCUAUUAGCUUCAUUGAUCGAUGUGAGCUGACCGAUGAGCGUGACCUCGAUCCGGUUAAAGACAGAGCCAAGAUGUCGGCUUCACUUCUUUGUAGAUUGCUUCAGAAGGGCUAUUUGAGCGUGAUGGCUACUAUUAUGGAUGAAGAAGCGGCUAAGAAGCAAAGGAAGAAAGCUGCAGCUGCUUUACAAGCAGCACAGGCUGCAAUCCAGGUGCAGCAAUCCCAGUAUUCGACUUCCAAAUCGGAACCUGGAAAUAGUCACGUUUCUUCGACAAAUUUCUCGGAUUUUUCGGGUUGCAAAGAUGGGGUCAAUUCGAGUGAAAACAAAGCAGCAAUAACAACUACAUCCAAUGCAAAUGCGUUUCAAGGUGUAUUUUGCAGGGAUCUUGCUGCAGUUGGGAAUCUGCUAUCACAAGCCGGGUUUAAUCGUCCAAUUUCAGUGAAGUACGAGGCACUGAGCUGCUGAAUUUUCCUGGAAAUCAAUGUCAGGUCAUUUAUAAAUAGCUUCUCGUGAUGUUUCCAGGCAGAGUUCAUUUUCUCUGUUUGUAAAGAAAAGAUCCUUUUUUUUUUCUCCGCCGGAAAAUUUUGUCACCCCUACUACACGUACAGUAUUUUUCACCAUUGAAUUUCUACCUUUUGUU